This is a messenger RNA of Argentina anserina (silverweed cinquefoil), 1378 nucleotides long. RefSeq names its product auxin-responsive protein IAA11. Gene Ontology annotation, cellular component: nucleus. The record is from RefSeq and is a predicted model, not a curated record. The transcript has 5 exons. Gene Ontology annotation, biological process: regulation of DNA-templated transcription. The coding region runs from base 187 to 1083 and encodes 298 amino acids. NCBI's taxonomy places the organism in Eukaryota, Viridiplantae, Streptophyta, Magnoliopsida, Rosales, Rosaceae. Gene Ontology annotation, molecular function: protein binding.
GGUACGCGCACCUCCUUUGCUUUUCACCCUUCUCUUCUCUCUUCUCUCUUCUCAACCACCCCAAAACACCUAACCCAAUUCCCAAAUCAGACCAGGCAAUCACCACCCCAUUCAAUCUCUCUCUCUCUUCCCAAAAGCUCACAUCUCAUCUGGGUCUCUAUAAAGCUCUCACCUUCAAGAUUUUGAAUGCAGGGUUUAUCUGCAGGUUUAGGACCUGGUUCUGUCACCAACAUGUCAACUGUCUCUAAAGAUGACAACUUGGCCAUGUCUUCCGAGGAUUCUUGCAGCCCUGAUGACUCUGACCUCGAGCUCUGCCUUGGCCUCAGCCUCCGCGGCAAGGCUGCCCAGCAAGGCCCAGCUGGGAAUUAUGCUAGGAUUCUGACGGCUAAGGAUUUCCGGUAUGUGGGCUCGAACGGGUCGUCGGCGUCGUCGAGUUCUUCUUCGUUGAGCAGUGUUAAUGUGGCGGCUGGGACUAAGCGGAGUGCUGAUUCUGUUGCGGCGGCGAGUGGUGUUAAUAGCCAGCCUGUGGGAUGGCCUCCUAUCAGAACUUAUAGAAUGAAUUCAUUGGUUCAUCAAGCAAAAUCUUCAGCGACUGAAGUAGUUAACUCAGAGAAAGGUGGAUGCAAGACUGUUUCAAGGAAGGCUAACAUUGGUGGUCAAGAAAACAAUGGAAAUGCUAAGGAGAGACGCCUCACGAGUUCCCUGUUUGUAAAGGUGAAUAUGGAUGGCAGUCCAAUUGGAAGGAAGGUCAACCUAACUGCACACAGUAGCUAUGAAGCCCUAGCACAAACGUUGGAGGAUAUGUUCCGGGGACUUUGUGCAAAUGCGAAAUUGAUACUUUCUGGUGGUCAGGAGCAUGAUAUGAUGGUGGGAGAAACUACACCUUCUAAGUUGCUUGAUGGUUCAUUUGAUUUCGCACUGACUUAUGAAGACAAAGAAGGUGACUGGAUGCUUGUUGGGGAUGUUCCUUGGGGGAUGUUUCUCAAUUCAGUUAAGAGGCUAAGAAUCAUGAGGAAAUCUGAGGCUAAUGGACUUGCUCCAAGGCUGCAGGAAAAGAAUGCAAGGCAGAGAUGCAUGAGCUGAUACAGCUCCAUUUGUGAGAACUUCGGCAAGGAUACAAAGAACCUAUGUUUUACAGUGUACAAAGUGGGUAAGACAUAAUUGGAGCAUAUGGAGAUAAGAGAAGCUAUGGUGUUCUGUUUCAUUUUUGCUUGAUGUGGAAUGUUAUUCCAUUUCUUUUUGCUUUGCCUUCUCUAGAAGUUACAUGGCUGCUUCUCAAAGCCAGAGCUAUCUUAUAUUUUAGUGUACUACAUAUAAUACACGUACCUGUGAUGAAAUUUUGUUGCUGAUGUAUAUAUGGGGUUACUCAAUUGCUUUU